AUGUCUGAAUCUUGUCCGCUUCCUUCCGUUAACACUUCUAAGGUUAAACAAGACAACAAGCCUAAGCCAUGUUGCGUUUGUAAGGUUGAAAAGGAAGAGAGGGACAAAUGCCUAUUAUUUAACUCUCAGGAGUCAGGAAAGUGUGAGGAUUUGAUAUCCAGCUAUAAAUCUUGUAUGAAAGGUUACGGCUUUACUAUCUAA
This is a messenger RNA of Eremothecium sinecaudum, 201 nucleotides long. It is a transcript of the gene COX17, whose product is annotated as copper metallochaperone COX17. Gene Ontology annotation, molecular function: copper chaperone activity; copper ion binding. Gene Ontology annotation, cellular component: mitochondrial intermembrane space. Bases 1 to 201 code for a protein of 66 amino acids. The record is from RefSeq and is a predicted model, not a curated record. Gene Ontology annotation, biological process: mitochondrial respiratory chain complex IV assembly. The transcript has a single exon. NCBI's taxonomy places the organism in Eukaryota, Fungi, Ascomycota, Saccharomycetes, Saccharomycetales, Saccharomycetaceae.